UAAUGCGUGUAGUGUCUCUUUACUUCCAAAAGAAGAAAACAGUUUUCUGGGUCUCCUUCGAGUUAUUCUUGGGUUUGAGUUUUAAAAACGGUGCAAGCUCUCCAAGGGACGAUUGGUGGACAGCUAAAGGAACUGGUUUAUUCAUAACCGAUGACUUAAUGGUGAAUGUUCUGCAGUGGAAACACACUUGUCAAGAGACUGGCUUGUGUAAUCAUCUUGAGUAACUUGUCAUUUCCACAGUGUUUGAUUCGCACGGACACGUUAGCUGCAUGCAUUAUUACACUGUGGUGUAUGUACUUCGGUUUGUGUGGUUUGAGGGGAGAUGUCACAUUUUACAGGUUUGAACUACUAGUGACCAACUCGUGUUCGCAUGGUCACCGCAAACCUCUCUUUAACUUGUGUUGAGCACCACACUGGAGACAAGGCCGUGAAGGUUAUGCCAAAUACAGCAGCGGAGUAAACCCAUGCCUACCUCGUAAGUGACUUCAACGACAAUCUGAUUUUUGUUUUUUUUUCUUGAGAUUUGUUAAAGUCGAAAACAAAACUCAAAACUUCUCCUGUGAGCGCUGAUCACAUUCAAGUUAUUCAUCCGUGCGCCAGCUGAGCCUUCACACACAAUGUCUACCACCGCGACCAUCUGCCUGUGGGUUCUGACUUUCACGGCGUGUUUGCCGACAGUCGCUAAAACAAACUCCCUCCCGAUCCGAGAGACCCCGUCGCAGCUAAGGUUCGUCAAGCAACCAAGCAACAUUCACGUCGACCAAAACGGCCGGGUGCGCCUCCGCUGCCGGUUCCACGGGCUCGAACCGCACCACAUCGUCACAUGGACCAAGAACAACGAUACCAUCAGCCGUGACAGGGCGCUGGUAACCGGGGAGCAUUUUUCUGUCGACCCGCUCCGGUACUCCGUUAUCGGUGGAUACAGAAAAGGGUACUCCGAUCUAAGGAUACAGAGCGUCAUGCGGUUUGAUACGGGUAAUUACACGUGUAGAGUUUAUGCUGGACCUUCUAAGAAUGCCACUGCUAGCAGCAUGGGAGCAAUGCUGCUGCAGUCUAGAAUUAGCCGGGUGACAGUGUACUAUCUACCCCCAAUGUCAUACCCGGAAUGCCCGGUUGAGAUGAGAUACAGAGAACUCCAAGUUGGGGAGGUGGUUCCGGUCUGCCACUCCCAGAAGGGCUUCCCGGCGAUACGUCUCCACCUGGAACGCCCGCAGGACGAGAGUCGAGUCGCCAUCGACACGACGAGCGCCUCGGACUUUAUCUUCGUCACUCUGAAUAUAACAGAAUCUGAGAAUGGGAUGAUUUACUGGUGUAGAGCAACCAGCGAUGCCUUUCCGUACUUCAACAACAACCGGUGUCAGGUUGGGCCGUUGACGGUCGUCCACAAGCCCCGCGCUAUCAUCCGACCGUUAAAAUACGCAAUCCACGAAAAGGACGAUGCCGUUUUUGUGUGUGAAAUCGAAUCAAGCCCCGAUCCCGCUCAAGUUAUCUGGACCAUAUAUCCCCCCAUUGAAUCUCAUCGAGUCGAGUUAUUCGAUAAUAACAGGACGCUUCAAAUCAAGAAUAUUCACAGUAACGAUGACGGGCGACUGAUGUCUUGCACUGCUGUCAACACCCAGGGGAAUGACACUGCACAUAGGGUGCUAGCCGUGAGACAACCACAGUUUAAACCUCAGCUUCCCAUUGAACCACUCCACCAUGCCCCUUCUUAUCCGUCCAACCGAACAACCGACCGGGGCAAAACGUCGUAUUGCUCGGCGGUCUUCGCCUACCGCGUCCUGGUCCCAAUGCUGGUCGGUAUCAUCCUCCUACUCCUGAUCGCCAUCAUGGCUCUCAUGGUCCGAAGCAGACUCUGGAUCUUCACGAAGCGGCUGGACGAGCAUAGCGCCCAGACGGAAUUCACGCGACCACUCACUGAGUAUGAGUUCCAACCGGCAAUGCUUCCCAUUGACAAUAAACAGACCAAACUGAGCAUCACAUGAGCGGAGUUUCCUCAGACAGCCCUAGAAAAGCAGUUUGUAUUCGUAGUUUUGUAAUCUUAUGUUUUUGAACAGUAAAAGAACUGUCAUCAGGCCUGCCGUCGAUUUCACAAAGAGUUUAGGACUUGUCUUAUCUCGAGUUAG
Messenger RNA from Asterias rubens (European starfish), 2123 nucleotides. RefSeq lists its product as uncharacterized. Gene Ontology annotation, molecular function: cell adhesion molecule binding. Gene Ontology annotation, biological process: cell-cell adhesion. The transcript has a single exon. NCBI's taxonomy places the organism in Eukaryota, Metazoa, Echinodermata, Asteroidea, Forcipulatida, Asteriidae. Bases 618 to 1982 code for a protein of 454 amino acids. Gene Ontology annotation, cellular component: cell-cell junction. The record is from RefSeq and is a predicted model, not a curated record.